AUGCUCAUGGGGCUUUAUACACCGGAACUGCCUCGUGAAAAGCAACUUUUGUCCUUGGAUAUUCUUUCCGAAGCUGGGCUGCCUGUUGUAUCUUUUUCUCACACACGCAGCAACAUCAGGAUGUCGACAUCAAACGGAAUCCUCGAUUCACUCGUUGCUUUCCGCUACGGGAGUCUGCCCACUUUAGACAGUCGUGUUCUGGCCAGACUGGCUGUGACUGUGCUUGUUGCUCCCAUUGUCACUUUGCUUCUUUGGUUCACAUUUUCAUGGGCUGCAUCUCCAUUGCGUGGGUAUCCAGGCCCCUUCCUCGCCGGAUACACAAACCUCUGGCGUCUUUACCAUGUGAGAACCGGCAAGUAUGAGUUGACCAUGAAGAGGCUUCACGACAAGUAUGGACCAGUGGUGCGCAUUGGUCCCAACUUACUGGAUCUCGAUUACCCCGAGUUAUCCAAAGUGUUGUAUGGCACUGAUGGAAAAUGGCGCAAGGUUUGUGUUCCUACCUACAACGAGGUUAUGCCGUCAAUUUUACUAACAUCGAAACUUCUCAGACCGAGUUCUACCACAACAACAGUGCCCUCGUCAAUGGAAAAAUUACCUACCGUUUGUUGCCUUCAAUGCCUGGACGUCCUGGGAGUUGUGGUUGACAACACAAUAGAUAUGUUCAGCACCACCGAUCAGACUGAGCACGCUCAAAUGAAGCGUCCGAUUGUCAAGCAUUACUCUCUCGGCAGUGUACUGGCCCUCGAGUCACACAUGGACAACGUUCUCGGAGAGCUCAUGCAACAGCUCGACAAUCGUUUUGCCAAAGGCGGUCAGGGGACCUGUGAUUUGGGAGAAUGGGUUGCAUUCUAUGCCUGGGACCUCAUCACCUCGGUCACCUUCUCCAAAUCCUUCGGCUACAUGACCCAAGGUCACGACUUUGACAGCUCCAUCGCCACAGCCGACAAAUCCCUCGACUACUUCGCCUCCGUCGGCCAGAUCCCUUGGCUGGACUUCCUCCUCGACAAGAACCCCAUCCUCCGCAUCGGUCCCCCCAACCUCAGCAACGUCACCAACAUCGCCAUGACCUCUCUCAUCGCCCGCAUGCAAGGUCAAGACAAGAACUUCAACCCCAAGGUCCCCGACUACCUCCAACACUUUAUCGAUUCCAAGAAUACCCAUCCCGACACCGUCCACGACGGCAUGGUGUUUGGGUAUUUGCUCGUCAACCUCAUCGCGGGAGCAGACACGACAGCCAUCACUAUCCGAGCCAUCUUUUACUACGUCUUGAAGAACCCAGCCGUCUACGCCCGUCUGGUAGGGGAGAUUCGUUCAGCGGGGAUUGAAAACUCCAACGCCUUUCCUUACUCUCAAGCUCGCCAGCUGCCCUACCUCGAGGCUGUGGUCAGGGAGGCGCUCCGUGUUCAUCCUGCUGUGGCUAUGCCGCUUGAGCGUUAUGUCCCUGCUGAGGGGUUCACCCUUCCCAACGGCGACUUUGUUCCUGGCGGGGUGGCCGUUGGUAUCAAUCCUUAUAUUGGCAACAGGAACAAGACUGUUUGGGGUUCUGAUGCGGACGAGUUUAGGCCUGAGAGGUGGUUGCGGGAUGUCAAAGGUGGGGAGACCGAUGAGGAGUAUAAAAAGAGAAUGCAAAAGUGGAAUGCCUGUGACUUGAGCUUUGGGGCUGGGUCGAGGAUUUGUUUGGGGAGGAACUUGGCGUUGGUGGAAACGUAUAAGCUUGUGGCCACGGUUCUGAAUAGGUAUGAGGUUACGCUGGCGGAUCGGGAGAGGGAGUGGGAGACGGUGAAUAGUUGGUUUUGGAGGCAGAAGGGGGUGGAGGUUAGACUCAGGGGUAGGGUUUAG
Podospora anserina S mat+ is the source of this 1839-nucleotide messenger RNA. RefSeq lists its product as uncharacterized. The transcript is spliced from 3 exons. Bases 1 to 1839 code for a protein of 612 amino acids. Lineage: Eukaryota; Fungi; Ascomycota; Sordariomycetes; Sordariales; Podosporaceae. The record is from RefSeq and is a predicted model, not a curated record. Gene Ontology annotation, molecular function: iron ion binding; heme binding; monooxygenase activity.